Molecule: messenger RNA, 222 nt
Organism: Monoraphidium neglectum
Lineage: Eukaryota; Viridiplantae; Chlorophyta; Chlorophyceae; Sphaeropleales; Selenastraceae
Exons: 3
Coding region: 1-222 (73 amino acids)
Source: RefSeq, a predicted model, not a curated record
AUGAAGGCGAAAUUCUCGCGCUCACACACGCACGCACACAAGCACACAUAUGGCGGCUACAACGCCUGGUACAACGUGUUUGACAACAAGCUGAAGCGCCGCGUGUACGGGGAGUAUGCGGAGACCUACAUCCACGGGGGCGACAGCUGCGGCAUCCACGCCAGCGGCGCCGGCUUCGACAAGGUGGACGCCAUUGAGCGCAUCACCCUGCCUGUCUACUAA